This is a messenger RNA of Neltuma alba, 1509 nucleotides long. RefSeq names its product F-box/kelch-repeat protein At3g06240-like. Lineage: Eukaryota; Viridiplantae; Streptophyta; Magnoliopsida; Fabales; Fabaceae. Gene Ontology annotation, molecular function: protein binding. The transcript has 2 exons. The coding region runs from base 281 to 1384 and encodes 367 amino acids. The record is from RefSeq and is a predicted model, not a curated record.
UGCUCUAUCGUUGUCCAUGGUUCCGCCAUCUCUCCCAUAGUCUUCUUCAGUCUCAUCGUCAUUCUUGUCAUCUCUGAGUUCGUUCUCUCCAGUAUCAAGUUAUGUGUUGGGAUAACUGGAAGCAGCAGUGCAUUGUCACGUGAAGAAAUAUGGAACAUGAUGAAAGAUUGUGAAUUUUCGCCAACUAAUAUUAUCAAGAUCUAUAGAGUUCUCUUGUAAGGGCUUUUCUUGAGACUGAGAGAUCUGUUCUUGCCGGUCGAGCUUUAGGAAUCAAAAGGGAAUGGACAGCAAGACUCUAUUUCUUCAUGAAGAAAUCAUUAGAAAUAUUCUCAAACGGCUUCCUGUGAAGUCCCUGCUUCGAUUUCAAUGUGUGUGCAAACAGUGGAAAAAUCUCAUCAAAACUCGAUCUUUUGUUGCAGACCACCUUCACCACUUCGGUCAUCGAAAUCUUUCUCUUCUUUUAGAACGGAGUCCUUUGCGCUUGUGUUUGCUUGAUUGCAGGCUACAACUCCAUGAAGUUCAAAAUGCCCCUUCGAGCAAAUCCGUCAAUGGUGCUAUGAUUGUGGGUUCCUGCAACGGCUUGCUUUCUGUUGAAAUCAAUCGUGAUAAAAAAUUUCCUCCUUCCCUUUUAUUGUGGAAUCCUGCGAAUCGAGCGUUUAGAUAUGUGCCUAGAAGAACUUAUUCUGACUCUAAUAAAUGUGAGGUCGGAUUUGGGUUCAGUGCAGUUGCUAAUGAUUACAAGAUAGUGAGAACUUAUGCCAAGUUUGGUGAUGCGGUUAAUCGAGUGGAAGUGUUUUCAUUAAGUAGAGGGACAUGGAAAGGAAUAGAUAUUGGGAACUUGAAGGGGGUUAAACUUUAUGCUGGAAGUGUCACAACUAAUGGAGCUAUAUUUUGGUCUGGGUUAAAACUAGGUGCAGAGGAGAAGGAUGAUACAGAGGUGAUAGUUUCAUUUGAACUAGCAAAGGAAGUCUUUACAUUGCUGCCAAGGCCUGAGUUAGACUAUAAUGCAAGUGAAAGGCUUACUGUUUAUGAGAAUAAGCUUGCUAUGCUUUCUAACAUUUGGGAUGCAGAUGAUGAAAGCUCUGAUUGGAUUGAUUUGUGGGUGAUGGAGGAAGGUAAUUGUGCAUCUGGGGAGGGAUGGAGUUGGAGUAAAAUAUAUACUAGCAGUCCUUGUCCAUACAUGUUAUAUCCAAUGACUGUUUGGAGGAACCAGAUCGUCUGCGAAGCUUUUCCUGAAGAGGAUGAUGUGAAAGGAAGACAUGUUCUAUAUCUGUUGAAUCCUACUACUAAUGAUGCUAAGAGGUUUGAUAUUCCCAAAUGCGGCUAUGUUCGUAAUAUGUGGAAUUAUGUGGAGAGCUUGGUAUCACUUGGCACCUACCGUUGAUUCUAAAACCUAAUUAUUACAUUGCAGAUUUUCCUUUUUUUUUUUUUUGGUAAAACGGGAAAAACCCCUGUCAAACAUUCCAGAUUUACGUUGUUUAAGUACUUUUGAUGGAAAGGAAUCUCUAA